AUGCGCAAUUCAAAUGACUUUAUAACAUUGAGUAGUCGAUAUAAUCUCGAACAAGGAAUUCGAUCGAUAGUUGCAUUGAAAAUAUUUGUGAAUAUAAAUACAUUUGUAUUCGCAUUUUUAUCGAUCGCUGGGACAACUUUACAUUUUAACUCUUCUCGAUUUUCCAAGCCCAAUUAUUUUGCACUAGUUGAGAGUGAGUUUUCAUUUGUGAAUAAAGUAAACAUUUGUGUUCUUCAGUGAUUCAAAAUUUUCCAACCUAUGGAAUUUUUCUAUCAAUUUAUCUUUUUUUGACUUUGAGACGACUUGAUAAAACAUCUCGAGUUUCACUAACUCUAAGUAUUCAGGCAAAUCCAAAUCAAUAUUUUGAGAUCUUUAAUAAACAAUUAAAAUGA
This is a messenger RNA of Caenorhabditis angaria, 392 nucleotides long. The record is from the annotation of a GenBank genome assembly. Lineage: Eukaryota; Metazoa; Nematoda; Chromadorea; Rhabditida; Rhabditidae.